AUGUCGAUCUGGAAGAAAGAUAUAGUUGGUAAAUACCUUGAAAUUCAAGGGGAUGGCAACUGCCUCUUUAGGGCCCUUUCUGUGGGAAUGGGGGGAAAUUUUUCACAUGAGGAGUUGCGUGAAAUUUUAGUCAACGAGGUGAGGGAUAAGUGGGAUGAAUAUGCUAAUAAUGUUUUUGAUUAUGAUAAUGUAGACCAUUAUUAUAGGGAAAUGAUGAAAGUCUCUGUAUGGGGUUCCUAUGCCGAAAUUCUUGCUUUUUCUAAUGUUUUACAAAGGAGAGUUGUCGUCAUAAGAGACGGCCGCGAAGUGGUUGAUGUGGGUCCCCAAGAUAACACUCCAAUUGUAUUACGUUUCGUCGGUAACAAUCACUACGAUUUAUACGAGGAUAUUGUCAUUCCUCUACCCGUUAAUGUUGUUGGUGCUGCUGCUGCACGAUCUCCUGUGGUAGUAACUCCUGUUGUAGCAGUUUCUACUGUAGCAACUCCUGCUAAAGUAGCUCCUGCUGUAGCAGUAGCUCCUGCUGCAGUAGCUCCUGUCGCUACAGCACCUGUGAAAUCUCCCGCACGGAAGCGACAUGCACCACAACCGCGUAUUGUGAGUUUGAGUCAAAAAUUAAAAAAAGUCGAGUUCGAAAAAAGAAUCAAAAAGUGGAAGCCGCUUCCUGCUACGGAUUCGGUAAAGCCAGAGUGGCGUAUGAGGAAUGAUAGAAUUACAGAGUUUUAUCAAAACGCGUGGGAAUUCGGUGACCACGAUUUUCAAGAUAUUCCGGUACAUAAGCUUCCGAAUUCGAACAAAGACGAUUGGUUUUGUAAGCAUUGUGGUGCUAAAUUUUGGGCCACCGAAUUGUCCAAAAAGACGAAGAGCACGGAACAAUGCUGUGGGUUAGGGAAACGGGUUUUGGCAGAAACCAGUUUGUUCAGGAAACCUCGUGAUCCUCGAAUACUUUCUCUAUAUUAUUGUAAGGAUAGAGCUGCGAUGAGGAAAAGCCAUUUCCACAAAUUUAUCAUGGCGUAUAAUAGCAUCUUUGCAACUGUUCAUCGGCGCGGGACGUUCGCUGGUCUGGGUCUUCCAGACAGCCGUCCUGCCGACGAAGCAGCGGUUGUCGAUAGGCAAGUUCGGUUUAUGGCGUCAACGCAUGUAGCUGGUCUACAUAAUUUGAAUGAGGCUUAUCUUUAUUUCAUGGAUGUGAGCAAGGAGGUUGUUAAGGCUAGAAUUAAUUUGUCGACUGUUUCGACUAAGUUAGAAACUCCAAUUGUUAGGACAUUGGAAAAUUAUCUGCGAGUCGAAAAUGUUCUCAUGCGUAUUUUUAAAUGCGCUGGGGACAUUUACGAGGAGGAGAAAUUGAAGGCUGCGGCGGAAAAUAGGGAGGUUCGUGAGGUUAUUUUAUGUGUUAACCCUCGUGACAAAGAGGAUCAGGACGCUAGUCGUUUUAAAUUUCAAAGACGUAAGGGUGUGGCUGUCAAGUCUGGAAUGCAAUAUCCUCACAACGAAACCGUUGCCGGAGUAUAUCUAGGCGAUAGACCGCCAUGUUAUUACGACGUCGAGUUCGCUGUGAAGCCAUUGCAGGAAGGCGCGGCUCUUCCGUAUAGGGAGGUCAACGUCUUGAGGUGCACUUUAGACCUCAUGCUUUAUCCACUUAUCCAUCUGCAUGGAGAGUCUUCAUUUCAACAAAAUGACCGAGAUCAAGUUAAUUCCUUACGCGAGUAUUAUUGUGUGAGACUCUUGUCGAAUUCGGUGAGAUUGGAUAGUGUACGUUAUUGGAACGUACUUGAGCACGUAGGGAAGUUACGUCUGCAGUAUCUUGUGGAUGCGGGCGUAAAAAUCGAGUACAAUAAUGUAAAUUGGGCAGUAGGGAAUCAGAGGUAUAUGCGCGCAGAAACCUAUGCCAAUCUGAGAGACUUUUUGUUAAAAGAAGCCGCAAGGAGAGGCUUUGGAGAUUCGGCGCAGCCUCUACCGGUCGGUAAAGUCAUUGUAUUACCGCCUACCAUUCCGGGUUCUCGUAGGUACUAUUUCAACGGGUACAUGGAUUGCAUGGCCCUUUGUAGGAAAUUGGGUAAGCCUCCAACCUAUUUUCUUACAUUUACUGCGAAUCGGCAAUGGUCGGAAGUUACCGAGGAACUCCAUCGGCUCGGUAAAGGAACGGAUGACAUUGCAAAUUUUCCCGACAUUUUGUGUCGAGUUUUCGAACAAAAGUUGGACAGUCUCAUGCGAGACUUGCUCCAACGACAAAUUCUUGGGAAGAUUGAGGCAUAUGUGGUCAGGAUUGAGUUUCAGAAGCGCGGUGCCCCUCACGCACACAUUCUUUUGUUCUUAACGGAACAGGAUGUUCCCGAUUCUGCUGAGGAUUUGGAUAGGGUGAUUUGGGCCCGUUGGCCCGUACAAUCUGAUGGCGCCGGAUACGAACGGUUGCGGGAAUUGGUCGCCAAAUUCAUGAUACACAAUAAGUGUAAUGUAUUGGAGACCGACUUGCCCGAAGCUGAUCGUGUUCGGGACGAUCCGGACGAUAUUGACAUUCUUAAGCAGCCCGGUGAGGAGGAAAAUCCAGGCGAGCUAAAAGACGACGUCGAUGACGUUCCUCGAUCGUCACGACAGUCGCAGCAUAAGCAGACAAAACGUCCAGGUUGUUGGACUUCCAAAAACGAGUGUAGGUGGAAAUUUCCAAAAAAACUGGGUGACGAGUCUCGAAUUAAUAAACAAAGAUCCGUUUUCUACAAGCGACCGCACGGCACCGAGCUGUAUCAUUGCGGUCAGGAUCGUGUGGUGGACAACACUUGGAUUAUUCCGUAUAAUCCUACUUUGUUGGUCCGCUACAAUUGUCACAUUAAUCUUGAACUUUGUGUAGGGAAUCCUAUUCAAAUUUGUCGGUAUAUCAAUGCGUAUAUCAACAAGGGUCUGGAUUCGAUCAAUUUGAGGUGUGUGGAAUUCGGUUUUGAUGAGACCACAAACACGAUCACUUGGGACGAGGCAGCGGCCUACGUGAAAAUGAGGUAUAUCGGCCCUCACGAGGCCAUCUACAGAAUUCUGGGCUUGACAUGUUUUCACAUUAGUCAUUCUGUCAUCACUCUUCCAGUUCAUUUGGAAAAUGAGCAAUUCGAGAUUUUUUAUGAGGGGCAGGAGGAAGAGAUCGUCAAUCGGCCAGGCAAUUCCAGGUUAAUCGGUUGGUUUCUUUUGAAUAAAUCUUCCAAAGGGUCGAAAAAGAAUUUCUAUGUUGACGUAGUGGGAACUCACACGUGGCUUAAGGGGAAAUGGGUAGCGAAAUCGCGAAAAACCAAUGCCAUAGGUAGACUUGCUGUAGUUUAUCCGUCACGUGGGAAUGCCGAAAGAUCCCAUCUGAGAAUGAUUUUGUGCAACGUUCCGGGGCUAAUCUCCUUCAGAGACGCCCGAACCGUAGAAAAUGUCGAAUACCCUACCUUCCAAGCGGCAUGCGUAGCAUUAAAGCUGGUGGACGAUGACGAGAACGAAGUCGAAAAAGUCAUGCAGUCCGUAUGGACUCGCAUGGGCUCCCGACAUUUAAGGGACGUCUUCUCUUUAAUGCUGGUGCAUUUCUCUUUGAAGGAUCCACGAAAAACUUUCCGUCGGUGGGCGGGUAAGAUGGCUCGUCACAUCAAAAAGAUUCCGGAUGUUGUCGUCGAGGUCGCCAAAACGAUCCUCAACGUGAAAGAACGCGCCCGGGUUUUACGUUGCGCUAAGUUUUGCGUUCUUUUCGAAGAACUCGAAACGUUCAUGAGCGAGUGUUCGUCGAAAAUGUCAAAUUAUUUGAUCAGUAAAGAAUGGAUCCGAGAUUUGACCUUCUCGGACGACGAAUACUCCGGGGACGAAGAUGACGCCGUGGACAAUAGUGACGGCACUAUUGAAAGCGACGCGUCCAAAACCGACCUCGGCGACAAAAUUUGGAUUCAGCAUUUGAACGACGAGCAAAUGUUAUUUGCCGCCGACGUAAUGGAUUCUGUGAAUCGGAACCAGAAUAGGGCCUUUGUUUUAAUGGGGUCGGGGGGCACAGGCAAAACUGUACUUCUUAACGCCAUCUUGGAAGAGAUGGACGUUAUGGAGUAUGGUUACCUGGCGUCAGCUUUCACGGGGAUUGCGGCCACUUUGUUGAAAAACGGGGCAACUGCACACACCACGUUUGGGUUGCCGUUGCGGAAAAAGCAAGAUCCAGAGUCUUCUGUGCUAACUUCUAAUUUAUCUUUUCAAUCUGAGGAGGCGGCGAAAAUCGGGGCUGCCAAGCUCAUUGUUAUCGAUGAGGUUUUCAUGCUUUCUAUGUGGAUGUUGGAUUUGAUUGAGAAUUCUUGUAGGUUGUUUAGUCAGGGUCCCAACUCCACUCGUCGUUUCGGGGGCAAAACUGUAAUCCUUAGUGGAGAUCCUAAGCAGUUGUUGCCCGUCGUUAGGGGGUCGUUUGGUCGGAUGGCUGCCAUCAUGGAGUCGAUUGUUGCUUCGAUUUUGUGGGCGAAUUUGGAAAAGGUGACGUUGCACCGAAAUAUGCGCUUGAGUGACGCAGAAGUAGCUUGGACUGAGUGGGUUGGACAAUUGGGGGCGGGCAAAAUUCAGGGGCAAGCCAACUAUCAAGCUACAAUCGCGAUUCUACAUAAAGACAUAUUGGUCGACUCACCUGAGGAACUGGUUGAUUUUGUUUUCGGGGAUGUCUUUAAGGCCAUCGAAGCAGCUUUCGGCGACGACGAACAAUUUCAGUCGUUAGUCGUCAGCCUUGCCAAUCGGGCGAUCUUGUGUCCUAUAAAUGUCACAGUUAAAGAAAUGAACGCGAAAAUUUUCCAGAAGUUCCCUGAUCCUCGUCAAACCGAGCGAACUUAUCUCGCUACCAAUCGGUUCGAAGAAGAUAUUGAAAUCAGGACUUCUAAUUCCCAUCCUUUCCGACAACAGAUCACUCCUGACAUUUUAGAGGCUUUGGAUAUUGCGUCGUUGCCACCUCACGUUUUGACAUUAAAAAUAGGCUCCGUCGUAAUGCUGAUGGUCAACUUAAAUGUCAGAAGGGGUCUUUGUAAUGGACAACGGAUGGUGGUCAGAGAGCUUUUGGAAAACGUCGUAAUUUGUAGCAUGGCCACUGGUCAAUUAUCAGGGACGAAGGUAGCUAUUCCUCGCAAACUUUUUGUCGAAGGAGAAAGUAACACCGAGCUAAUGGGAUUGUUUUACAGGAAACAAUUUCCCCUUCGUCUGGCACACGCCAUCACUAUCAAUAAGGCUCAGGGUCAAACGCUUGACAGGGUCGGAUUGUAUUUGCCGGUCCCGUGUUUUUCACACGGACAGUUGUACGUUGCGUUUUCUAGAGCUAGAAAACGUGACGAUGUCAAAGUGCUCGUUGUAGACGGGCCAAAACAGGGAAGACUGUUUAAAGAUGGCCGUAAAAACAAUCCCGUUUACACACGUAACAUCGUGUAUACAGAGUUCGUCAACGACUUAGCAAACAAUAUCGACGAUGAUGGUGUAAAUUAUUAG
Molecule: messenger RNA, 5451 nt
Organism: Ceutorhynchus assimilis (cabbage seed weevil)
Lineage: Eukaryota; Metazoa; Arthropoda; Insecta; Coleoptera; Curculionidae
Source: the annotation of a GenBank genome assembly